UCCUAGGCUCGUCUUAAAUUGUAAAAAGACGGAAUCGUCUUUAUCACUCAUCAAAUGACUAUUAGUUCAGUUCCAUGUUAGUGAUUACAAAGGCUUGCAAAGUUAAUCAGAUAAUCAGUUUACCGUUGAAAAGUUGGAGUGUGAUGAUGCAGGCUGCAAUAAAAUUAGUUUUUAUACUAAUUCACAAAGCAGUAGCCGAAUCGCCAACAGUGACAAACAUAUACUAUCAAAAUCCAAACGAUUGCACAAAGUUCACUAUAGGUUUGAAUGAAGCUGUUACAUACGAAUGUCCACGCGGUUAUCAUUGGAAUAAUUACAUGAACCGUUGUGAUUUAUCUGAGUCUAAAACUUCUACAACUCCAAAAUACUACUAUUCCUAUUCACACGCUUAUAAUCCCAUCGGCCAUGAUGCAGCCAGCAGAUAUGAGAUUUCCAGACUCGCAAGGCCACUAGAAAUGCAAUGCAGACAAGGAUACACCUUCAACAGCUACACGAAUCGUUGCGAAGUUCUUCCAACAGCCAGCCGCCCGAAAACUCCAUAUCUUGCGCCAAGAUUUCACACAGUUCCACCCGGAACAUCUUCCAUAGGUUGUCCCCGAAUUGUUGAUCCGAACAAUCCUGUCUACCGGCCGCAUUCGGAUUGCGCCAAGUUCUACAUGUGUACCCCGAGUGGUCCCGAGGAAUGGUCUUGUCCGGAUGGAUUGCACUGGAGUGAGACGGUCAAUCGAUGUGACCAAUCGUGGCGAGCCGGAUGUCGACGGGACGAUAGAGUUAUUUCGGUUGUAAAAUCCACGAUGAAUCCUGUAACGACGACGACGACGACAACUACAAUUAGAAGUUCACAUUUCAUUGCUAGUACAGCUGCAACGCCUUACUAUUCUCUUACUACCACAGCCAGUGAUGACAAUUUUGGAGGUGUGACGGAAGAUACUACAAUUUGGGAGGACUUCUACACUACGGAUAGCUCAAUUCUUUGAUUAGAUUAAGGUGAAGAUGAAUUAAAGCCAAACCUUAAAUUU
Aedes aegypti (yellow fever mosquito) is the source of this 1019-nucleotide messenger RNA. Its product is annotated as probable chitinase 10. The transcript is spliced from 2 exons. Gene Ontology annotation, molecular function: chitin binding. The record is from RefSeq and is a predicted model, not a curated record. Bases 75 to 977 code for a protein of 300 amino acids. NCBI's taxonomy places the organism in Eukaryota, Metazoa, Arthropoda, Insecta, Diptera, Culicidae. Gene Ontology annotation, cellular component: extracellular region.